AUGAAUCCUGCUCCGAAUCUUCCUCCAGAGCUCUUGUGUCUCAUCACACACCACCUCUCCCAUCAGGAUCUGGUGCAGAUAGUCAGGAUCAACAGAUCCUGGUACUCAACCUGCUCUCCGCUGCUCUGGAAGACCGUCCGGCUCCUGUACACGUCCCGGCGACUCUCCGAGCCAGCACAACGGGCCUUCCUCCGUCACAGCCGUUAUGUUAGGCCCCUUCAAACCCGCUUCUUUCGGCCGAUCAAGGCCUUUCUCGAAGCGCCCGAUCUGUACCUCGAGACCAUUGAUAUCCUCAACAACAACCUUCAUUCGGAUGUCAUAGAUCCUUGCAUGAGCGCCGACUCUGAAGCCCUACUGAUCGCCCUGUUGAAGAAGAGUCCCCACCUUCGGACUUUGCGCAUCAAACGAUCACCCAAGGUGUCUCUCCCGCUGCUCAAUAUUAUUGCCACAGUGCUACCACGGUUCCGGUUCUUGUCCUUGUUUUGCCCACAGGGAAUGCCCUGGGUCAGUCCUGCAACCAUGAAGGCGUUUCUUGAAGCAUGUUCGCCAGAGACGGAGCAAUUGAGCGCCUGGGUGAUAGUCGAGGAAGACAACGAGGAGCAGGUCGAGUCACCCUUGUGGGAACUGAAGGACAAGGACAAGCACGCGUGCGAAAUCGAACGCAAGCACCACCAGUGUUUCAUCAGCGAUGGGCACGACAGCGUCUCUGACCACAGCAGCCAGAAGUCUCCACCAUCACAUCCAGCCCUACACAUGCUCUGUCUAUCAGGGUACUUCUUCGACCAUGAGGAGGACGUUGUGAUACCGUUUCUGAGAGGCUGCAAGAAUCUGCAAAUGAUCGAGUCACCCGACGAGUACCGAAACGACAAGUGCUGGAUCACCGACAAUUAUCGGAUACGAGCUGCGAUUGAGGAGGCCACAGGAUCGACCCUCAGGAGGUUGGCCAUUGCGCCUUCAGGAGCAGGAGCAGAAUCGGAGAUCACGGAUGAGGAUGUGGCACAGUUGAUUCUGGCAGGACAGUCGCACCGGUCAGACGGACGCAAGGAGGUCUGGCACACUCUGCAUCUGGAAGGAAACCCGCUUUUGGGACCACUAACAGCGGAUGCGAUUCUUCAGACUUGCACGAGUGGGCUGGUCUGGCUCAACAUUUCAGGCUGUCAGGGAAUUCGUGGACACCACAUCCAGGCCAUUCUCACGAUCGCGGUACACUUGCGGAAUCUCGAUGCAGCAUGUAGAGGCGACUCCGAAGCGACGGAUUCUCGACUCUACGUUUCUCAGAUCCUUCAAUCGAACACGCCCUGGGUCUGUUGGUCGCUCCGGAGAAACUGA
Linnemannia hyalina is the source of this 1329-nucleotide messenger RNA. NCBI's taxonomy places the organism in Eukaryota, Fungi, Mortierellomycota, Mortierellomycetes, Mortierellales, Mortierellaceae. The record is from the annotation of a GenBank genome assembly.